GGAGUGCACUCGGGAUGGCCAAACUGCCACUUACCACCUUCUCUAUUUGCUUAUUAAUGGCAGUAGCUGAGCCAUUCGUGAUCCGGACCAAAAACAGAAUUAAUGUGACUGUUGGAGAAACAGCAAACUUUUCAGUGAAACCAUCAGCUGCAGUGAGGAGUGGGAACUGGGAAUUCCAAGGGAAAAGCAUUGGGAUAUGGCUCCGUUCAUCUGCUUCGAUAAGUCGUGAAUAUGGGUCGCGUGCUGAGAUUUUAGCACCAAAUGGAUCGCUCCUGCUGAAGUCCGUGAUGUUUUCAGACAGUGGGGAGUACACUGUUACCAUGGUUCCUGAAGUGGGCGACCAAACCUCAGCGACCCUCACCCUGCAUGUACUUGAUCAUAAAACAAAUGUUGGCGUCACAGUUGGCAUAGUGAUUGCUUCACUUGUUUUUUUGGGUUUUGUUGGUGGGAUCAGUGUAUGGUUAAUCAAAAUUAAAUCACACAGAAUGAAAUCUGCAACACAAGAGCAACAUACUAUCUCAAGAGAAUGUGACCAUGUUGCACCAUUUGAUAAGAAAUCAUCGACGAUCUAUGAAAAUAUCCCAAGAGAACAAAAGGAACAUUUUCUGAUUCACUCGUGGAUUCUAGCAGCCUUGGUGAGUUUCUACAGUGUAUCAUGUGGAUACUUCACACUGCUGCUGCUGCUGAAUAUCACUAAUAGAAGGAGUUGAUUUUGUGUCUGUGCUGCCAAAUAAUCAGGAUGGUUUUUCCUGGAUGGUGUGAAGCUUCUGUUGUGUUGUUGGAGCUAAGCUGAUACAGGCAAGCUAUUUUAUCACGGUUCUGACCUGUGCCUUGUGGAUGGUUGACAAGCUUUGAUGAUUCAUGGGGUGAAAUACUGCCUCCCGGACUCCAAUCCUCUUUCCUGUUCUUGAAGCCUGCCAUUUAAUUGAAAUAUUAAAGUAGUUAUGAAUCAAUGAUCACUGAUAGUGCGUUGAUGCUGUCACAUUAACAAGGUUAUUUUGUCCUUGUGUUUUCUUUUUAAGACAGGUCAUAAAGGCAGAGAUGUGGAAAUAUCUGGAAAGACCCUUAUUUAGCAAUAGCAGAGGAGUGGCCAGUUCUCCCUGUUCAGUUUUUUAUCUAGUUUGGUUUAGUUGUUGCAGUGAGAAGCUGGUACAGGCCAGAUAAAGCUUCCAAACUUCAGCAGAUUGACUGACUUACCUCUGCUGCCUGUGAGAACCAGUAUUUGAAUUUACCUUUUACCAAGGGGCAUGUUUACGGGAUGUUACGGGAAUUGGAACAGCUCCUUAGUUAAGUUGCUAUGUUGGGUCAGUUAAGUUUUCCAACAAUAAGUUAUUCUCAGUUCCAUUUCUUUUGUCCAUGUUUCAACUGUAGCCUUGAAAUAAGCUCUAGUUUUCUUAAAGCCAAGUGGUUUGAAGAGCUGCAUCACAAUUAGAAUAUCCACUUCACAUCUGCCUUUAACUAAGAUAAGUCAGGUUCUUGGCUACCUUCUUAAAAUAUUUUGAGGGGGUCUGGCCUAGUCACUGAUUCAGCAAUGGAAAUUACAUUGGAAUUCAAGGGAUAACGACACUCUUUCUGGCAAUUUAGAAUAUCUUUGACUGGCUUAAUAUUGGAUGUUUCAGAAGGUGUGCUUGAGAAAGCAAAGGACAAAGGCUGUGACAAAAAAAAUGUGAUGAAGUUGCACAGAAUACAAAGCACACGACUGGAAUCUCUAAAUCUACAUUCCUCUCAGGGAAUGUUGACAUGAUGCACUGUCAGCAUAAUAAGGACGUUAUUGUAUCUGAAUGUAGCUAGUCAGGGAAAUAACCUGCCUUCAAAAAUCCUCUGUAUUUCUCUGAAUGCUCCCUCAUCAAUGUCUGAGUUCAAAAUCCCCUGGAGGAACUCAGCAUUGAAAUGAAGGCUUAGUGAAGGAGAAUUCCCUUUUCUUUACUGUUACUAACAAUAAGUGACUUCAGCCUAUUAUUACUGAUCUAUGAAGUCAUCCCGUCACAAAAGCUUGAGUGGAAAGACUCUUCCACUGCAGUUAAAUAAAAACUCGCAAUCAUGUUUUAUUUUAAAUUGAACUGUUUCUUUGCAUAAGCCCUGUUAUGUUUGUAUUCCUAAAAGUAUCAUAAUAUUUUCCAAGACUUGAAGGUUUCAUGUAGGUGUGCGUAUUUGACAUGUGAAGAGAAUGGUUAUGCAAAUAUAUUUGUCCUGUUUAAGUAAUUGAAUAAUAAUCCUUA
Messenger RNA from Hemiscyllium ocellatum (epaulette shark), 2219 nucleotides. RefSeq lists its product as uncharacterized. Gene Ontology annotation, cellular component: dendrite; axon; plasma membrane. Gene Ontology annotation, biological process: filopodium assembly; positive regulation of excitatory synapse assembly. The transcript has 6 exons. NCBI's taxonomy places the organism in Eukaryota, Metazoa, Chordata, Chondrichthyes, Orectolobiformes, Hemiscylliidae. The record is from RefSeq and is a predicted model, not a curated record. Bases 15 to 710 code for a protein of 231 amino acids.